AUGUCCGAGGGUGCGGCGACGGCGGUGGCCGGUCGCACGCCCCCGGCGACCCCGGGCGGUGAACAAGCGCGCAGGCCGAAGCAAUGGUUCAACCACGCGCGCGAGUACCUGGAGGAUCCCGCGCGGGCGAUCGGCGCCGCGUUCGAGCUCGCCAGGUGGGAGCGCGACGAGAAGCGCGCGGAGAUCUUGAAGCGCGUUAAGGACGCCGCCGACUCGGGGGCGUGGAUCGAGGCGGAGGAGGACGAGCCCGAGACGACCGCGGCACGGGCAUCUCGCGGCGCAUCGGCCACCACACGCCCGGGUCCGGCGACCGGCGACCUGACCCCGGCGCAGGCGGCUCAGCUCAGGGCUCAGGUGGCCGCGUUCGGGCGGCUCGCGCGCGGGCUCACCGUGCCCGCCGGGCUGAUGACGGCCGCCGCCGCGGGCGACCCGAGGAAACCCACCGCAGCGCAGAUCUCGGCGGCGUUUCCCACCGAAAACGAAAAAGCGGAUGACGACGACGACGAAGACGAUCCGGAGACCCGGAGGAACGAACGGCGGCGCCUGCUCGACGCCAAGAUCUCCGCGCGCGCCGCCGCCAUCGACGCCCUUCCGGAUACCCUCCCGGACGAGAUCCGCCUCCCCGUCGUCAUCGAGGGCAAGGCGCUUCGACUCGUCGACCUCCAACGAAGGGUCCGGUACAAGAUCGCGAAUGAGGCUCGCGUCGCGGACGCGUGUCGCGACCCGGAUGCGCUGCUGGACACGCGACCCGCGCGCAUGCCCGCGGACCCGAACACUUACGUCGCCAGCAUCUCGCGCCACGCCGCCGCGCGCAUGCAGCAGAUGCACUCGCGCAUGCGGAUGGACGCCGAGCUCAAGCGCCAGCGAGAGUUGCACGCGCGGAUGGUCAUCGCGCGGCAACGCGAGGAGAAGAAGCGGAUGGAGGCUGAACGCAGGGCGCAGGUGGAGGCGUCGCGGAAGCAGCGGCUGGCGAUGGCGGUGGCGAGGAAGAUGGAGAUCGAGGCGCGGGUGACGGUGGUGAGGGAGCGAAGGGUGUGGCUCGCGCAGAUGUUUGCGCACGCGAAGUUGCUCGACAAGGCUGAGAAGGAUUCAAAGCUGCGGCUGCGAAAACGAAACAACGGGGUUCUCUCCUACCACAGGAAGCAACAGAACGCCGAGGCUAGGGAGGAGCGCGCGAGGAUCGAUGCCCUGAAGGCCGGCGACGAGGAGGCGUACCUGCGACUCGUGCAGGACAGCAAGGAUCAGCGAAUUGAGGAGCUUCUAAGCACCACCGACGACUUGCUGAAGCACCUGGCGGAGAAGAUCGAAGCCACCAAGGCGGCAGCGCGGCGCGCCAUGGAGGAUCCCGACGUCUUGGACCCCGACGCUCCGCCCGAUGCCGACGCCGACGACAAAGCAAACGACGCGCCAAACGGGAAGAAGGAAAAGUACAGCGCCAUCCGCCAGUUUACCACACUCGCGCACAGCGCCGACGUGGAGGAGAUUGACGUGCAGCCGUCGAUUUUAGUGGGUCCCAACGGUAAGGGAACCAUGCGGUCGUACCAGCUCGCGGGGUUGCAGUGGAUGGUGUCGCUGUACAACAACCAGCUCAACGGCAUCCUCGCCGACGAGAUGGGUUUGGGAAAGACCAUCCAGUGCAUCUCGCUUCUCGCGUACCUCGCCGAGAAUAAGGGAGUAAAGGGGCCUCAUCUCAUCUUAGCGCCCAAGGCGGUGCUGCCGAACUGGGCUCGAGAGUUCAAGGUCUGGUUCCCCGACUGCGACGUGGUGAUGUACGAUGGAUACAAAGACGCAAGGAGGGAGAUGCGUGAGAAGGUAGUGAACGAGGGCGCCUUCAACGUCUUACUGACCCACUACGACCUGGCCAUGUACGACAAGACGUGGCUGAGCAAGAUUGAGUGGAACUACAUCGUGGUCGACGAGGGGCACAGGCUCAAGAACCACCAGUCGAAGCUUAGCGGCGUGCUUCAGGCGGCGUACACCGCCUCCCACCGACUGCUGCUGACGGGCACUCCGAUCCAGAACAACCUCACGGAGCUAUGGUCGCUCCUCAACUUUCUGCUCCCCUCGGUGUUCAACUCGACAGACGCCUUCGAGGCUUGGUUCAACGCCCCUUUCGCCGCAAACAAAGAGGACGUGGUCCUGAAAGAGGAGGAGGAGCUACUGAUCAUCCAGCGUCUGCACCAGGUUCUCAGGCCAUUCUUGCUGCGACGUAAGAAGAACGAGGUGGAGAAGGAGCUGCCCGAGAAGGAGGAAGAGACGAUCAAAUGCGCCAUGUCUGCGUGGCAAAAGGCGUACUACCGCCAGGUGGUUAAGGGCACCGUGACCAACACGGAGGGCAAGGUUCGCGUUCUACAGAACACCGCGAUGCAGCUACGCAAAGUUUGCAACCACCCGUAUCUUUUCCUGUCCGAUGACCUGUUUUAUCAGCCGUCGGGCCCCGAGGAGAUCCUGCGGGCGUCCGGCAAGUUCGAGAUCUUGGACCGGAUUUUGCCAAAGCUGAAGAGAUCGGGGCACCGCGUCCUGCUCUUCAGCCAGAUGGUCAAGUGCCUCGACAUCAUCGGCGACUACCUCGACUGGCGUAAGUACACCUACCUGCGUCUGGAUGGCUCCACAGGCACUGACGCGAGGGCUGAUCUCCUCGAUAAGUUCAACGCCCCGGACUCCCCUUACUUCCUCUUCAUGCUCUCCACCCGGGCGGGCGGCAUGGGUCUCAACCUGCAGACGGCGGACACGGUGAUCAUCUUCGAUUCCGACUGGAACCCUCAGAUGGAUGCCCAGGCGGAGGACCGCGCGCAUCGCAUCGGCCAGAAGCGAAGAGUCAAGAUUCUCACCAUGGUAUGCGACGGCACGAUCGAGGAGGACAUCCUGCGCAAAGCCAACGAGAAGCGCGCCAUCGACCACAAGGCUAUCCAAGCCGGGAUGUUCAACCAGCGGUCAACCGCGGAGGAGAGAAACUCGGUCCUGAAGGAGAUUCUCGCGAGAGACGACGACAGGCUUGGGAGUAACCUGCCCACCGACGAGGAGAUCAACAUCAUGAUCGCCAGGAGCGACGAGGAGGUGGAGCUCUUCGAGGAGAUGGACAGAGAACGAGAGCGCGCCGACAGCAAAAAGCACCCGGGCCGAUCGCGCCUGAUGGAGUACCACGAGAUUCCCAAGGAGGUUCGCGACCGGGACGUCGCGUCCGUCGAGAUCAAACCGGGAGCCAGGAGCGAAAAAGUCGUCAGCACCAAGCGACUGAAGGUGCAGGACAUGGUCGAGAACGUCCUGAGCUCGGAGGACGACGGCGAGGGCGGCAGGAGACGACGACGGAGGUCCGCCGCGAGGGAGCCCAAGCGGUACGACGACGGCUUGACCGAGACUGCUUUCCUGAGGGUGCUUCAGAAGGGGGGCGGCGCGAGGGACAUUGCCGCGGCGAGCGAGCGUAAGCUGGCGCUGCGCGAACGGAAGCGCGGGCGCGGCAGGAGCGCGACGCCCGCGGUGGAGGGCGAGGAUGGGGGAGGCGAUGACGGCGGUGACUUGGGCGGCGACGAGCGCUCGGCGAAGCGGUUCGCGACGACCGGCGGCGGCGGCGGCGGCGGGAGAGGGGGAGGGGGACGACGAGGCCGGCCGGGGAGGAAGAAGCGGAAGGGACGGCCCAAGGGUGCGAAGAUAAUCAACGGCCGCGUGGUCGUUCCCGGUGACCCAGACUACCCGGUGGAGGAGGCGGAGGCGACACCCGCUGGCGAGGCGCCGCCGCCGGAGCCCGAGCCGGCGCCCGAGCCGGAGGACAGCUGGGGCGAGCCGGCGGAUGACGGGUGGAUCAACGAUAUAUUCUGA
Molecule: messenger RNA, 3816 nt
Organism: Micromonas commoda
Lineage: Eukaryota; Viridiplantae; Chlorophyta; Mamiellophyceae; Mamiellales; Mamiellaceae
Product: SNF2 super family
Exons: 1
Coding region: 1-3816 (1271 amino acids)
Biological process (GO): positive regulation of transcription by RNA polymerase II
Cellular component (GO): nucleus
Molecular function (GO): DNA binding; histone binding; ATP-dependent chromatin remodeler activity
Source: RefSeq, a predicted model, not a curated record